Molecule: messenger RNA, 5416 nt
Organism: Rhea pennata
Lineage: Eukaryota; Metazoa; Chordata; Aves; Rheiformes; Rheidae
Gene: SENP5
Product: SUMO specific peptidase 5
Exons: 9
Coding region: 456-2180 (574 amino acids)
Biological process (GO): protein desumoylation; proteolysis
Cellular component (GO): nucleus
Molecular function (GO): deSUMOylase activity
Source: RefSeq, a predicted model, not a curated record
AGACAGCAUGCUCAGCUAAUCGUGAGCUUGAAUUGCAACAAAUUGCACUUGAGACUGCAGUGCAGAAGGAAGGCACUUGAGCUCCAGAGCAGGUGGGCUCCUGAUGUGCUUCUAAAUGCUGAAACUUAUCAAAAACCUACUGUUGAACAUAGCACUUUCACUGCAAAAAUACUGAGGGCGAGGUCCCAUCCUUAUGGUAAAACCAAAAGCCCAUCUGCUGGAGCAGUAAAAAAAUCCUCAACAAUGAAUCCUUUCAGCAUGAAGAUCCCUUGAACAAAGGAUUAGAAGCUGAUGCUGUUCUUGAUAGCAUCUGAGGCAGUAUCCAUUAUGUGUCAUGUGGUAUGCUGUGUGGUGCUGCCUUACCUGUAAUGAAAGAUGGUUUUGUGUAUAAUGGGGAGGAGAGAAAUAAUGGUGAGGGCAACACAGUCCUAGCAGUUUAACAACUAUAAAAGGAAAUGCUGUUGCAAAGGGAGUGGAAUGGAACUUGUGUCCCCUUAACAACUAUAAAAAGGUCCAAAUUUAACCAUCAUACUGUAAAAAAGAGAUCUCUGUGUAUGAUGCAUAAGAAAUUUUUUAUGGUUAAAUUUCUGUAUAAAAUUAUAAAAUCCCCAGAACUUCGAGCAAAAGGCAGAACCUGCAAAUCAAGAAAAAUCAAGUCAAGGCAGGUGGAGAAAGUUACAAGGGAACAUCAAGAGACUCUCCAGCGGGACAUUGAAGGUGGAUUGUGUAAUUGGCUUUCCUACUGGAAAUUUAAAAGUUACUGUUUUUGGAACCAGUACAGCUUAUCAGAUAUGAACAGUAAUACGCCUGAAUCUUUAGGCGAGGAGAAUGAAGUAUGUGCAUCUGAGAUCUGCUGUACACAGGAUGUGUUACCGUGCACUGAGCUGUGUUCUGAGGACUCAGAAUCCAAAGGUCAGGAUGGCGGUGCUGACACUGUCCAGCCAGAACUGCAUGCUAAAGCUUCUCUGGAGGCGGAGACCUUGCACGAAGCUCUGGCAGAGGAUCAUUGCUCUGACCUUUUCAUCUCUGUGACAGAAAAAGAAAUUGCUAUUUCAGGUCAAGAUGAUGAGGAAUCUAAUCAGGUUAUGAGUGUAGAUGAAAUGAUACUGUUACAAUCCUCCUUGCAGAAUUCUGAUGUGAAUGAUAAUUUUGCAAAUGGACCUUUAUCCAUGGAGCUGGCACAAAGUGAGGAUAGCUCUAGCCAAAUGGAAGUAGAAGGCUCUAUAAACCUGGACAUUUUUAGUGCAAAGUUACUAGAUCAUCCUUACUGUAAAAGUCCUCUUGAGGAGCCUUCACCAGAAAGCACAGGACUAAAAUCAGGAACUCGGAAGGGAGGCAAAAGGAACAGUCAGAAAGCAUCUCGGGUGGCUGACGAGCAGUUGACAACGUGGCUUUGUGGAUUCCUAGAUGAAGUUAUGAAGAAAUAUGGCAGUUUAGUCCCACUCUGUGAAAAAGAUGUCUUGGGAAGACUAAAAGAAGUCUUUAAUGAAGAUUUCUCCCAUAGAAAACCUUUUAUCACCAGGGAAAUCAUGAAGUAUCGGGAAAAACAUCCAAAAUCCUCUACUUGCAAUUUCCGGGUCUUCUAUAAUAAGCACAUGCUAGAUAUGGACGAUUUAGCUACACUGGAAGGCCAGAACUGGCUGAAUGACCAGAUAAUUAACAUGUAUGGUGAACUCAUAAUGGAUGCAGUCCCUGAAAAGGUUCAUUUCUUUAACAGCUUUUUUCAUAGGCAGCUCGUAACCAAAGGAUAUAAUGGGGUAAAACGAUGGACUAAAAAGGUGGACUUUUUCAAAAAGGUUCUUUUGUUGAUUCCUAUUCAUCUGGAAGUCCACUGGUCCCUCAUUACUGUGAACAUCCCCAAUCGAAUUAUUUCAUUUUAUGAUUCCCAAGGCAUUCAUUUUAAGUUUUGUGUAGAGAACAUUAGAAAGUAUCUGCUGACUGAAGCAAAAGAGAAGAAUCGCCCUGAGUUUCUUCAGGGUUGGCAGACUGCUGUGACAAAGUGCAUUCCACAACAGAAAAAUGACAGUGACUGUGGAGUUUUUGUGCUCCAGCCUUUUCCUUUCCCUCAGUACUGCAAGUGCCUCGCCUUAGACCAGCCUUUUCAGUUCUCCCAGGAAGAUAUGCCCCGAGUGAGAAAAAGGAUUUACAAGGAGCUAUGUGAAUGCCAGCUAAUAGACUAAUAAAAUACAGCCAACCAAUUUCUCUAGUAUUCCUGACAAGUUGCAGCUGGUGUUUGUGUACUUGAAUUUCUGAAAACUUCCGUGAAUUUUGAGCGACUCUCAGCUGAGUGGUGUGGCCACUGUUGUUACCUCAACUUUUUCUGACAAGCUCUUUACCUGGCAGAAUAUAACAGAGCUGCCACAAAAAUAUUUCUAAUGUCUGUUUUAUUCUCUUACAUUCUUUCCUGUAUUUAAUAUUUAUUAUCUAAGCAUGCACAUAGGCAAAGCAUGCAACGAAAAACAUAAAAUUGUAGAUUUGGUGCACCUUUGAAACGUAGCUAGAAAUGACAAAUACAGGUAAAUUUGUCUGGAAACAUAAAGAUGCAUGAUCUGUUUUCUGAUGCAAUAAUGCUUUGAAUGUAUCAAAAAAAAGUCAAUGCCGUAAAGAGAACAGCUAGAAGCUAUUUGAUUAUUCCAUUUUUCCCCAUUAUGGCUGUAGAAUACUGAAUUGACUCUCUUCUGGGGUGGCAAAUUCAUCUACAGAUUUGAUUUGUGGAGACUUUUUUUAAUAGGUCAAGUUGCUAAUAAAAAGUUUAUUCUGUUUACAUUUAUCCAGCUGUCAUUAUCAGCCUGUCUAUAUAGAUAAAAAGCAGCCUUUGCACAAAUAAAGCUUCAGCACUUGUCUGUAUAAUAAAAAGUACAGAGAUGUUCAGCCAGUCUGAUAGUAUAUUCCUGCGUGCUGCAGAAGUUUCCGUGAUGUGCAUAUUAAGGGCAUUAUAAAGCUGGUCCUGAAGUGUCAGUUUAGAUGCCAGGGUAAAAUCCUUGGCUGUAACGGUUUAAAUCUCAAAUGGCAUUGAAUCACUUUCAGUUCCAUGAUAUUAAUUGAAAUGUACCAUUUCAACAUCGUUCACUUCAGUUCUGUCUUCAAAUCAAUUCUCUUACAACUUACUGUCUUUACCAUUGGCUUUUGCCUUUGGUCAAAUAUAAUUUGAUUCAUUUCUGCUGCAUUUGCUGUUUGAUUGUCUCAAGCAUCUCUAGUUUUUUUUCUGUUCAGUAACACUCAUGGAUUUAUUUGGGAAUAACAGCACUUGUGGUGGGUGCUGUAGAAACUCAAUAAAAUGGUGUCUUGCUCCAGAGAGGCUAAAGCCUGCAGGUUCAUUACUGAACUUUGCACAGGGCUGUGGAUCUUUGCUCUGUAAACUAUGAUGUGCUUGUUCCUGAAGAGAGCUUGUUUUGUUUGAAGGGACCGUUGUAUGUGACAGCUACACCAACAAAUGUCUUUAGUUGUGUUUCUCUGCCAGUUAAGUGACUGAGCACAUGGGAAAAUUUAUUUUCAAUCCUAAAUAUCAUCCAUUGCACUGCUUUACCUAGUGUCUGUCCGUAGCCUUGACUUCUGGUAGAGGAAACAGCCUUGGCUUCGUUGUAUCUUGCAAAUUGAUUCACGCUUGAGCCAAACUAGGUGCAAAUCCCUCUUAGAUUGCUGGAGGGAGCACAGUGAGGCUAGGAAAUGAAAGUGUGUGCACAAUGUAUUGUGCUGAAGUAGGAGGUCCUGCAGUUUCCUUAUGUGUUCCUACUUCCCCUUGUUGGCAGCUGGCAAGGACUGGCUUACCUUAGCAAGAUAAGGAGGCCCUUAAGCACUUGGUUAGAUAAUUUAAAUAGAGAACUUACUGAAUCAAUCUUAAAACCAGACUGGCCAAAUACAAAUUUGCUUAUUAUAUGAGGCAUAGGACCCCACAAUGCAUGGUUUCUAUGUAAUUCCUUCUCAGGGCCAGUGGCUGAGUGUUGAGGAGGGUGACUUCAGUGGAAAUUUAAACUGGGGAUGUAGUUUCUCAAGUGCUGAUUAGAGGACUGGAGCAUCUCUCUUAUGAGGAACAGCUGCAAGAGCUGGGCCUGUUUAGCCUGAAGAAGAGAAGGCUGAGAGGGGAUCUUAUCAAUGUCUAUAAAUACCUUAAGGAAGGAUGUCAAGAGAAUGGGACCAGACUUUUGUCUGUGUCCAGAGACACGACAGGAGGCUACAGGCGCAAACAGAAACACAGGCAUUUUCACCUGAAUAUAAGGAAAAACUUAUUUCCUGUAAGAGUGACAGAGCAGGUUGCCCAGAGAGAUUGUGGAGUCUCCUUUUCUGGAGAUAUUCAAAACCUGACUGGAUGUGAUCCUGUCCAGUGUGCUCUAGGUAACCCUGCUUGAGCAGGAGCGUUGGAUUAGAUGAUCUCCAGAGGUCCCCUUCCAACCUCAACCCUUCUGUGGUUCUGCGUUGCACUUCAGUAUCCAGUUGUGAACACAUCCAUGAGAGGCCUCUGAAAAGAGAGAGGGGAAAUUGAAAACAGCUAAAAUAAGCGAAGUAUGUUGGUGCAGGGUCAGAGGCAGGGAGAAUCUUAGUCUCUGUAAUGGUGUGUCUGAUGAAACUGGACCAAUUAACUCAUUCUUGAGAAUGUCUUUGCCUUAAAGGAGAUGGAUUCCAUAAUCUUAAAGCAUUCUUAAAGCAUUCAGAACUAUGUAGAGUUUUUAUUACAGGAGACACGUUUAUGUGGAUGCAGUUAUGGCUAUUAGCAAUUCCAUUAACAUAAUAUUCAGAAUUUCAUGAAUCACUCUAAACUGAUUUGGCUGAUGCUUACAUUUCAUGACUUGUUCUGAAGCAAUUGUUUAGCCAUGCUGAAUUAUACAAAUAGUCCCAGAACUGGUAAAGCCUCUGUCUCAUGCGUGACAUAUUUAAGCUACUUGAGUUGUAAUAAACCUUAAACACAAUUGAAAAUAAAUUAUUAGUUUCUAUUUUCUGUUUGCUUUAAACUAUAGUUUAAAAUGACUGUGCAGCUGAUAUAAAUCAAAGAAAUGCAAAACCUGGCUUUGACUCUGAAAGGUAGGUAGUGUCUAUUCCUAAGCCUUUAGAUACUUUGCAGAACGGAGGCUGGACCUUCAUGCUGUCUACUGUUGCUCUAUUCUUACCUGGCCCUUUUGAGUGUAAAGGUGAUAUUUGGAAUGUUUUAUUUGCACUGAUUAUCAGAGCUAAAGAGGCUUGCAAAGCAUUGCUGGCUUGUGUUGAAUCUCUAGCAUAAUGGUUAGCUUAUCUCUGUUUCCUCUGAGUUCUGAUUGGCAUUAUCUACUGUAGCAUUUGCUGAAGUUAAUGUGAAAACUUAAAUCUUGGGAAGUGAUGUGGACUUAACUCCUCCAAGCAACAGCUGUGUUUUGUGGGUGUGUUCUUGAAUCAAAUGAAGCCCAUGUUCCUGUAGUAAUAAACUGAGUAAUAAAACAGUUUCACC